GCAGCCAUCUUGCUAGAAAUGUAAACCUUUGUUGAUUCAGUGAGCUAGUGUCGUGUUUUUAUCGGAAAACAAUAUAUACAUAUGCAUUUACAGUGUAUGUCGCGUGGAAGAUGUGAAACAUAGAGGAAAUAUGGCGUGAUAGACUAGAAGAUGCAUGCACUUCAUCACAAUAAAUGGGUGACAUGCGAAAGACUUCCAAAGGCGGUUCACUGAAGUGCUUUGAUCUGCCUGUAAUGUUACGAACGAAGGCGUCGCAGAAUGCUUCGCCCCGUACGUGAAGUCGGGUUUCCAUGGUGGUGAUUCUUUCGCAUCUUUUUUGCGUCGCAGUGCGUAAUUUGUGAAACGCCACAAUGAAGGAUCAAGACAGCGUGGGCCGCGAUACGUGGCUCGGCUGGAUUCUGGAAGCCAUCCGCAAAAUACGACAGCAGAAGCAGCGGCCGUCCGUGGAACGCAUCUCUCACGCGAUCCGCCAGCAUCAUCCGUUCUCUAUCGACGCGAUUUCGGAGCAGCUGGAGAUAGCCGUCAAAGAUGGCAACGUGCUCAAAGUGUUCAACAAGGGUCAGAGUUCGUACAAGGACCCGGGGGGCAUGCAAAAUCGGCAGCUUACGGUGGUCAAGGGGUCGGACCUGUCGAAAGUCAUCGCGAAAGCGGCGCGCGAGUUGAACGAGUCGGAAGGCUCGACGCUGAAAAGCAUCGAGAAGUACAUCCGGCAGUCGCACGCGGUGAACCUGUCCGGGGACGUGGACUUUCGUGCGUUGCUUCGAAUUUCCAUCAAGCGAGCGGUUGCCCGGGGGCUGGUGACGCAGGAUGGUCGCCUCUUCAAGCCGGUGCCGCGGGCGCCGGGCCUGCCGAAAGAGAGCCGCGGCUUACCGUCAUCGCAUGGCGGACGCGCGCUCCCUCAGCCCGGAGAUGCCCAAGAAUUUAAUAACGUUCUUUAUGCGUCGGCGGCGCUGCCCAUCUGCAGCGAGUGCCUGGGCACGGCGUCGCGCAACCGCCAGGGCCGCGCGGAGGCGCUGAGCGCGUGCGCCGGCUGCGGCGCGCGCGUGCACCUGAGCUGCGUGCCGGGCGGCCGCGGCGACUGCCUGGGGGCGCAGCUGGCGCUGGGCGCCGUGUGGCGCUGCGAGGAGUGCGUCGUGUGCCAGGCGUGCCACCGCCCCUCCGACCAG
Messenger RNA from Gryllus bimaculatus (two-spotted cricket), 1166 nucleotides. NCBI's taxonomy places the organism in Eukaryota, Metazoa, Arthropoda, Insecta, Orthoptera, Gryllidae. The record is from the annotation of a GenBank genome assembly.